This is a messenger RNA of Eruca vesicaria subsp. sativa (arugula), 1381 nucleotides long. The record is from the annotation of a GenBank genome assembly. NCBI's taxonomy places the organism in Eukaryota, Viridiplantae, Streptophyta, Magnoliopsida, Brassicales, Brassicaceae.
AUUAACAAAAAUUCAAAUCCUUAACCAAAAAAAAAGAUAGAAACUUUACAUUUAUGAUUUAAGUACACGUCUACAUAUAACUCGUAAGAUCAAUCCAACUCCACUCUCCCAAAGAUGAAGGCGUCAAUAAAGUUCCGCGAGGAGAAGAACCCUCUCUUCCGAGCCAAGGUUCCUCUCAACAUCCUCGGCCUCCCGUUCCAAUCCGGAAUCGUCGCCGGAGAAUCCAAAGAACUCAGCCUCAACCUCACAACCUUCUUCGAAUCCGGCCCUUCUCUCAAACUCGCUUACCGCCCCAACUCCUCCGACAACCCAUUCUCCCUCAUCGUCAAAACCGGAACCGGACCCUUCGGUUCUCCGAUCUCAACCUCCAUGCUCAUGAGCGCCGAGUUCAACCUCCUCGGCAACAACAACAACACCCCAACCUUCAUGCUCCACUUCAAGCCCCGAUUCGGCGACUUCUCCGUCAAAAAGUCUCAUUCUUCCUCCGGAUUCGCCGGAGGUUUGCUCAGAUCGGAGGAGGAUUCGUCGAUCGAGGUCGUGGAGGCUCCGGGGAUUAGGAAAGUCACCGUCUUGCCGUCGACCUCCGCCGGAGAUAUCGCCGGGUUGUUGUCCGGUGUCGAGGUUGCGGCGAGGACGUCGUUGCCGGUGAAGGGACGCGCGGUGGUGAAUUUCAGGUGGGGGGUUAGGGUUCCGACGGAGAUCAGGCGUGAUUUCGAUCCGACGGUUGAGAUUUCGUUAAGGAGGUUUCCGUUUCUGGUGAUGGAUAAGAUAGGGAUCGAACACGUGGACGGGUCUAUCAAUGGGAAAGAGAGAACAAAACCCGCGAGCGAUCCGGGUAAGGUUUCGGGUUCGACGAGAACGAGUGGUGAUGAUGUGUGUUUGGUGUUGGAGGGGCUUCGGUCGGAGAAUAGAGAGUUGAAGAGAGCUGUUGAGGAUCUUAGGGGAGUGAUGGUGUCGAAUGUACGGACAUUCUCUCCGGCGGUGAUUGAUUACGGAUCGUAUUCGAAGUACCGUGAGGGUGAGAGGGGUAGCAGCAACAACAGUAGUAAUGGUAGAGGGAGAGGUGAACGGUGGAGUAGUGAGAGAACGACGUCGGAUUAUGGAGGGAAGAAGAGCAAGGAAGAGGGUGACGUGGCGGAGGAGCUGAAGAAAGCAUUGAAAGGAGCUUCUUCUUGAAUGGUAUGUGGGAACUCUCCCAUGUAGUCUUCUUGAUUUAGAUAUGGCUUUUGUAUAUAUAUGCGUUAAAUUACUACUGCAUUUUGGAAGACUUCUACUUUGAGAUUAUGUUUUGAACUCGUAAGUUUCUUGAUUUGAAUCAGUUUAAUAUGUUCUCACUUAGAUAUGAGCUGAAAUGUAUGAUCAAUAUCAAGUAUGGUUGAGC